Molecule: messenger RNA, 1878 nt
Organism: Symbiodinium sp. CCMP2592
Lineage: Eukaryota; Dinophyceae; Suessiales; Symbiodiniaceae
Source: the annotation of a GenBank genome assembly
AUGUUUUCAUCUUUCUGGCACCAUGCCAUGGUGGUCUUCACAUCGAUGCUGCUUUUGGUCAGCAGCCACCGCGUCAUCGGCUUGCGAACAGGCCUUGCCGAGAGGGAGACCCGAGGCACCGUAGAACCCGAGCCUGCCCGUUGCGAAGAAGAGCUUCGAAUAUUCAAGAGGAAGAUACAGGACAUUUGCGAAGAGGACCAGCAGAAUGGUAAGACGGUUUCUGACGGAGGCUGCGAAGCAGAGGCGGAAGCCGUUGUCAGCGAUGGGGACUACGAGGUCUGGAGCCAGAGCUUGGUUCAGUGCGGUCGGGAGAAGACGCACCUCUUGCUUUGGAGUGGCUACCAAGACGCGGAGCGUGAAGACGUCCUGCGGCCACUGCGGGAACAGGGCGGCUGUGUCCUGCACAGCAAGGAGGAUCCGGACACCCGGCUCGGGCAGCUCCUGAACGCUCCCGAGGUGAAUACUCUGAAGUCCUGCAGCUUUCCCAAGGUCAAGGCGUUUUGGGUUGGCGCAUCCCGGCAGUUCGCAAGCACUUGGGCUGCGAGGUCACAAGAAGUCGCCGUCGCGAUCGGAUAUCACAUCAAGCAAGGUCGGUCCUACAAGACCCUCUUUGACACAGUCUUCUACAGAAGUGAGCUGAAAGCUGCUGUUCAAGCCUUCCGGAGCAAACUGCAGGUGAACAUUACCUUCACGCACCCCGCCAUGACACCUGGCGACAUGCAUGCAGCAACUUCCGUCAUCUACGAAAGGGCGCGGUUGCUGUCGCCGGUGCCAGAGAAGCUUCAGGAGAGCACAUGGUGGCACUAUGGUCACUGUGCCAAAGAGAACCUUGCAGUCUGCGAUCUUCGGGAUCUCCUCGACCCGAACGAUGCUAGGUUUUUCUCCAACCUCGGAGUCAUGUACGCAUUGGGCCUCGGGGUGGCCCGGGACUUUCAGAAGGCGAGGAAGCUCCUUGAACUCAGCAUGGAGAGGGGCUUCGCUAGAGCCUGCACCCUCCUUGGAUUUAUGUACCAGAGUGGGCAAGGUGUGGCGCAAGAUUUCCAGAAGGCCAAAAAACUGUAUGAGGUGGCCAUCAAAAGAGGCGACGAGUGUGCCCUCAGCAAGCUUGGAUACUUGUACGAGACUGGACACGGUGUCGCCAUAGAUUUCCGACGGGCUAAGGAAUUGUAUGAACUGGGCAUCGAAAAGGGCAGUGAUGACGCCCGCUCUUGCCUCGGCCGCUUGUACCAGAACGGUCUCGGGGUGACCCGUGACUUUCAGAAAGCACGGGACCUCUUCGAGGAAGGCAUGGCAGAAGGCGACGCUGAGGCCUUCGUGGGCCUUGGAAACAUCUUCGAGUUCGGGCAAGGGGUAGCGACAGACUUCCAGAGGGCCAGGAAACUAUAUGAGACAGGCAUGGAAAGGGGCAGUGCUGCCGCCCCCACUGCCCUCGGGAACCUCUACCACCAGGGCCUCGGGGUGGCCCAGGACUUCAAGAAGGCGCGGAAGCUUUUUGAGCUGAGCCUGGAAAGGGGAUGGGCCGGAGCCCCCAGAAACCUUGGACUUUUGUACCAGUUCGGGGAAGGUGUCGCCCAAGAUUUCCACAAGGCCACAGAACUGUAUGAAAUGAGCAUGGAGAUGGGUAGCGCAGCCGCCCCGGCUACCCUCGGGAGCUUGUAUUAUCACGCCCUCGGAGUGGCCCAGGAUUUCAAGAAGGCGCGGAAGCUUUUUGAGCUAAGCCUGGAAAGGGGAUGGGCCGGAGCACCCGCCAGUCUGGGACUCUUGUACCAGUUCGGGGAAGGUGUCGCCCAAGAUUUCCACAAGGCCAAAGAUUAUGAGGCUGAAUUCUAUCUAAGCCUGGAUUGUGGUAUAGCACCCAAAAAUGGGAAUCCAAAAUAG